GCCCCGCCCAGCGCCAGGCAGGGAGAGCCCGUUGGGAGGUGGCACCGUCCCCCGCCCGGGGUCUGCUCUCACUGCGGCUGCCAGCCAGCCCAGCUCACCCAGGCCUUCCCCGCCAGCUCUCAAACGGGGGAGGACGGAAAUUAACGCUCCAGCCUCCGCCUCGCCCUCCCCAUUAGGGAGGCUGGUUUACUCCGGAUCAUUAAAUAUGUAUAUCUUAUUACACGCCUUGUUAGCGUAUUGAGCGCUAUUGACUGAUGAGAAAUUCCAGCAUCGGCCUGGCCAUAAAUUUAUCUGGAGAUGAUGAAGACUCAAUAAUCUAGCCAUGCAGAUAAUACGAGAGGGCCUUAAAAAAGAUCAUUACAUUCUAUGUCAAAAUUAAAAGUGAAAUACGCUUUAUGAACAGUCUCCGCGCUCGGGCCCAUUCCUGGCCCUUCCCGCCCGCCAUGCUCCCCGGGGUGACCGGGAGGAGGCAAGACGGGUCCCAGGCUCCCUGGGGUGACGGGACGGGUCCCCCUAGGGGCUCAGACGGGUCCCGGGCUCCCCGGGGUGACGGGACGGGUCCCCCUAGGGGCUCAGACGGGUCCCGGGCUCCCCGGGGUGACGGGACGGGUCCCCCUAGGGGCUCAGACGGGUCCCGGGCUCCCCGGGGUGACGGGACGGGUCCCCCUAGGGGCUCAGACGGGUCCCGGGCUCCCCGGGGUGACGGGACGGGUCCCCCUAGGGGCUCAGACGGGUCCCGGGCUCCCCGGGGUGACGGGACGGGUCCCCCAAGGGGCUCAGACGGGUCCCGGGCUCCCCGGGGUGACGGGACGGGUCCCCCAAGGGGCUCAGACGGGUCCCGGGCUCCCCGGGGUGACGGGACGGGUCCCCCAAGGGGCUCAGACGGGUCCCGGGCUCCCCGGGGUGACGGGACGGGUCCCCCAAGGGGCUCAGACGGGUCCCGGGCUCCCCGGGGUGACGGGACGGGUCCCCCAAGGGGCUCAGACGGGUCCCGGGCUCCCCGGGGUGACGGGACGGGUCCCCCUAGGGGCUCAGACGGGUCCCGGGCUCCCCGGGGUGACGGGACGGGUCCCCCAAGGGGCUCAGACGGGUCCCGGGCUCCCCGGGGUGACGGGACGGGUCCCCCUAGGGGCUCAGACGGGUCCCGGGCUCCCCGGGGUGACGGGACGGGUCCCCCUAGGGGCUCAGACGGGUCCCGGGCUCCCCGGGGUGACGGGACGGGUCCCCCUAGGGGCUCAGACGGGUCCCGGGCUCCCCGGGGUGACGGGACGGGUCCCCCUAGGGGCUCAGACGGGUCCCGGGCUCCCCGGGGUGACGGGACGGGUCCCCCUAGGGGCUCAGACGGGUCCCGGGCUCCCCGGGGUGACGGGACGGGUCCCCCUAGGGGCUCAGACGGGUCCCGGGCUCCCCGGGGUGACGGGACGGGUCCCCCUAGGGGCUCAGACGGGUCCCGGGCUCCCCGGGGUGACGGGACGGGUCCCCCUAGGGGCUCAGACGGGUCCCGGGCUCCCCGGGGUGACGGGACGGGUCCCCCUAGGGGCUCAGACGGGUCCCGGGCUCCCCGGGGUGACGGGACGGGUCCCCCUAGGGGCUCAGACGGGUCCCGGGCUCCCCGGGGUGACGGGACGGGUCCCCCUAGGGGCUCAGACGGGUCCCGGGCUCCCCGGGGUGACGGGACGGGUCCCCCUAGGGGCUCAGACGGGUCCCGGGCUCCCCGGGGUGACGGGACGGGUCCCCCUAGGGGCUCAGACGGGUCCCGGGCUCCCCGGGGUGACGGGACGGGUCCCCCUAGGGGCUCAGACGGGUCCCGGGCUCCCCGGGGUGACGGGACGGGUCCCCCUAGGGGCUCAGACGGGUCCCGGGCUCCCCGGGGUGACGGGACGGGUCCCCCUAGGGGCUCAGACGGGUCCCGGGCUCCCCGGGGUGACGGGACGGGUCCCCCUAGGGGCUCAGACGGGUCCCGGGCUCCCCGGGGUGACGGGACGGGUCCCCCUAGGGGCUCAGACGGGUCCCGGGCUCCCCGGGGUGACGGGACGGGUCCCCCUAGGGGCUCAGACGGGUCCCGGGCUCCCCGGGGUGACGGGACGGGUCCCCCUAGGGGCUCAGACGGGUCCCGGGCUCCCCGGGGUGACGGGACGGGUCCCCCUAGGGGCUCAGACGGGUCCCGGGCUCCCCGGGGUGACGGGACGGGUCCCCCUAGGGGCUCAGACGGGUCCCGGGCUCCCCGGGGUGACGGGACGGGUCCCCCUAGGGGCUCAGACGGGUCCCGGGCUCCCCGGGGUGACGGGACGGGUCCCCCUAGGGGCUCAGACGGGUCCCGGGCUCCCCGGGGUGACGGGACGGGUCCCCCUAGGGGCUCAGACGGGUCCCCCAAGUAUUCGGGACCCCCCGGACCCAGCUCUCCCUCGGACCCGGUCCUGCUGCCUGCACACCUGGGGCGGCCGUAG
Messenger RNA from Pelodiscus sinensis (Chinese soft-shelled turtle), 2447 nucleotides. The record is from RefSeq and is a predicted model, not a curated record. Lineage: Eukaryota; Metazoa; Chordata; Testudines; Trionychidae.